Brassica napus (rape) is the source of this 1040-nucleotide messenger RNA. RefSeq names its product auxin-responsive protein IAA2. The transcript has 3 exons. Gene Ontology annotation, biological process: regulation of DNA-templated transcription. The coding region runs from base 16 to 777 and encodes 253 amino acids. The record is from RefSeq and is a predicted model, not a curated record. NCBI's taxonomy places the organism in Eukaryota, Viridiplantae, Streptophyta, Magnoliopsida, Brassicales, Brassicaceae. Gene Ontology annotation, molecular function: protein binding. Gene Ontology annotation, cellular component: nucleus.
CAGAGUCGAGUCCACAUGGGCGGCCAUAGCGUUUGUGUCCUACCUUUGUCCCCUUGCCUCAUUCUUGCCUUUCAUGCUCCCGACAACUUCUAUCUCUCUUCUUUUAAACCUAACUUCUAUGCAUCUUCUCCCACCUUUAUAUAUCUCUCUCCUAUUUCCUCCAAGUCCAUCAUCAACCAAACUCACCAACAAGAACAAUAUCAAGAACAAGAACAAGAACAAGAGAAGGAUUUUGCAAAUCUUGAUUUUGAAAAAAAAAUGGCGUACGAGAAAGUCAACGAGCUUAACCUUAAGGACACAGAGCUUCGUCUUGGAUUACCUGGAACAGGGCAAGUAAAGGAAGAACAAGAAGUUUCUUGUGUUAGAAGCAACAAGCGUCAACACCAAAGCGAUAACGAGGAAGAAUCUACACCUCCUACGAAAACUCAAAUCGUUGGUUGGCCUCCGGUGAGAUCUUACCGCAAGAACAACAACAGUGUUGUGAGCUAUGUGAAAGUGAGUAAGGACGGAGCCCCUUACCUACGUAAAAUCGAUCUCAAAACAUACAAAAACUAUUCAGAGCUUCUCAAGGAGUUAGAGAACAUGUUCAAGUUCACAAUAGGUGAAUACAGCGAAAGAGAAGGAUACAGAGGAUCUGGAGUUGUACCAACGUACGAGGAUAAAGAUGGAGACUGGAUGUUGGUUGGUGAUGUUCCAUGGGAUAUGUUCUCUUCUUCUUGUAAGAGACUCAGAAUCAUGAAAGGAUCCGAUGCUCUUGCUUUAGACUCUGCCUUAUGAUGAUGAUGAAGAAGACAUUUCGAUGAGAUUUGGAUGAAUGAACCCUUUUUGAUUUGAUUCGGCGUUUGAGUAGUUGACCACACCAAAAAACAAAACAUUUCAGGGUUUUGAGAUAUAUCCAUCUCCAAGUGAUUUUCUUUUUCCUUUUUGUUUGAUUUGUUGUUAGAUUUGAAGGAGUUUGAUGUAAAGAUACAUGAAAUUUUAUGUAUAAGACGGACAUAUACACAAUAUAGAUGCAUAUGUAGCAAUAUUCUUGACGAACA